AUGCCCCUUUCUCGACAGUACGAUCAUAAUAGUAUGACGGAAGACGAAGAGAGUCAGAGUGAUAGCGAUGCCAGUUCCGUGGUGAGCGAGGUCUUUUCGGACGAUGAAUGUGAUGAUGAUUCUAGCAGCGACUCAGAAUUAGAGAGCGAGGAUUCGGAAGUUGAAAGUGAUUUCGAGGAGGAAGAUAAUCAAGAUCCUGGCCAGCUCUCUCAAGAAGACUAUCUUGCUAUAGCCAAGCAAUACUGUCAGCACGUUACUAUUAACCUGGUUCAACAAUGGUAUCUCAUCUCAGACUCUGAAGAAACAGUGCGUUUUCUGUAUGCAUACUUUAGCUGGCAGUGUGAUAUCUGUCACGGAAAAAAUGGUCGACAUAACCCAGGUAUCAAAGUUAAGAGCUCGCUUGAAACGUUUUAG
Messenger RNA from Talaromyces stipitatus ATCC 10500, 414 nucleotides. RefSeq lists its product as uncharacterized. Lineage: Eukaryota; Fungi; Ascomycota; Eurotiomycetes; Eurotiales; Trichocomaceae. The transcript has 2 exons. Bases 1 to 414 code for a protein of 137 amino acids. The record is from RefSeq and is a predicted model, not a curated record.